This is a messenger RNA of Thelazia callipaeda (thelaziosis nematode), 1533 nucleotides long. Lineage: Eukaryota; Metazoa; Nematoda; Chromadorea; Rhabditida; Thelaziidae. The record is from the annotation of a GenBank genome assembly.
AUGAUCGAUAGGGUUCAAAAAGAAUGCUUGAUCAGUAAGUGGAGCCCAUACUUAAUCACACCUAGCAGAUAUCAGUCAAGAGUUGUACAUACAGAUUUCUAUCAAAAUAUCUGCAUAUCUUCAGCAGAUCAGAUACAAGACUUCACGGCUGCACCUCCAAGAACAACCCUUUCAAUAUCAAUCCCAUUUAUUAAAUUAGGCCUACCAUCCUCGUCCGAGCAGAUUGUUUCAACUCAUAGAUUUAAUGACGAUUCAUCUAACAUCACUGCUAAGCUUCAAAAACCAAAGGAACCACCUUUGGCCUCCAUACUUUAUAGAUCAAAGGAGGCUGCUGGAAAAGCUUGGUCUCGCUAUAAACCAAAAAAAAGGACUCGGGCAUUAUAUAAUGGUUAUCAAAGUAAUGAAGAUUACCUUGAUGAUAUCACUGAUGAUGAUGAUGAUGAAGAUGAUGAUGAUGAUAAUGAUGAUAAUGAUGAUGAUGAUGAUGAUGAUGAAGUGAAUGACGACGUUUCAUCUGAGGAAAUUGAUGCAGUGCAUGGCUUACCCAAGUCAUUGAAUAAUGAAGCAGUUAACAGCACUAAUAACAGUGGUGCUAAUCGGAUUUCCAGAAAUUCGUUGGCAUCUGCUUUAAAAAUGAAAAGUUCAAAAAUUAGAUCAGACAUAGCAACCCCUCAUCAUAAUUUGCACUUUUUUAAAGUUUCUCGUCCAAAGAAUACUUCCUCCAGUAAUUUACUUUCCAGAAUUUAUCCUUCUACCGAUCAGUUUGUCAAUAUCAUAAAUAAUACAGUUACCACUACUACCUCUACGAGUAGCACUAUGACAACAAAUAUUAUGCCUGUUACUCGAAUAACUGAAGUGAAUUCUCCCAAAAUUUCUGCAUCAUUUUUUGUACCAGUUCCAGCAAAUCCUUCUCGAUGGAACACAACUACAAAAGAUUCAAAACUAUUCAUUGAACAUCGAAAUUAUGCUCUUAAUAUCGGUGUUAAUGAGCAACAUCCUGAUAGUCGACAAGUAAUUCGUAAUAAAUUGAUAGAACAACUCAGAAGUUUAAAUGGUUAUGAGCAAGAAAGAAUCAAACAAAUUGGCUUACAAGAUUGCUUAUACAACUGCAUUCUACGUGUUGCAUUUUUGUGCUUAAGCGUUAAUUACGAUAAAUAUUCAAAAGAAAACUCUGAGAAUUACGAUAUCAACGAAAUACGUAAAUGCUUUUCGAUAUGUGAAAAUGCCAUGAUUCAUACAUUGAACGGACUUAUUGUGGAUGGUAUUUACACGCCAUUGGAAUGUUUAAGUGUAUGUGCGCUAUCACGUCAUGUAUAUCACGCAACAUGUUAUUCCGUUAAUUGGUUCAAAGACACUCGUACUUGCUAUUUACACACUUCAAAAACUAAACUAGAAGACUUGAAUGCUACAACUUCUUCAGAUUUUUUCUUAAAUAACUGUGCUGGUAAAGAUUUCACUACCGGAAAUGUGGAAAGUAGCGAAUGCGAGGACGAUGAAUGUGAUAGUAGAGAUCAGAAAUUAUUAUGGCAAUAA